CUCUUCUUAAAAGCCUUCUGUGUUGAAACACCCACAACUUCUGAAGCUGUUCUAUUGGGUAAUAGUUCUCACUGUUAGGAAAUUUCUCCUUAGUUCUAGGUUGCUUGUCUCCUUGAUUAGCUUCCAUUCAUGUUUCUUGUCUUGCCUUCUAGUGCUUUGGAAAAUAGAUCAACUUCCUCUUUGUGGCAGCCUCUCAGAUAUUUAAACACUGCUAUCAUGUCACCCCCUAGCCCUUCUUUUCAUUAGACUAAAGGUAAAGGUAAAGGUUCCCCUCACACAUACAUGCUAGUCGUUCCCGACUAUAGGGGCGGUGCUCAUCUCCGUUUCAAAGCCGAAGAGCCAGUGCUGUCCGAAGACAUCUCCGUGGUCAUGUGGCCGGCAUGACUCAACACCAAAGGUGCACAGAACGCUGUUACCUUCCCACCAAAAGUAGUCCCUAUUUUUCUACUUGCAUUUUUUACGUGCUUUCGAACUGCUAGGUUGGCAGAAGCUGGGACAAGUAAGGGGAGCUCAUCCCAUUACGUGGCACUAGGGAUUUGAACUGCGGAACUGCCGACCUUUUGAUCAACAAGCUCAGCGUCUUACCCACUAAGCCACCGCAUCCCUCUUCAUUAGACUAGCCAUAACCAAUUCCUACAACUGUUCUUUAUAUGUUUUACCCUCCAGGUCCCUAAUCAUCUUUUUGUUCUUCACUUCAUUCUUUUGGUUAAGAAAUAAAAACUGAGGCGAUAAAUGAAGGAUCUGAACAAAUUCUGUAAAUAUCUCCCAUUAGUGUUUUGGAGGUUCAGCAGCAAAUUCAGGCAGUCGUGGGUUAUUCAGUCCAGAAUAAGGCUUCUAUUGCAGCAUUCAUGGAACCUGGCUGUUUUAAAUGUUGACAAUUUGUUUUUAUCAAAAAGUGUAGUUUAUGGGAUCUGAUAUUUGCUUUGCUAUACUAAUAGCUGACAUCUGGUCUAUUCAGGAUCAUUAAUGCUCAACAACUUUAUAUCUCUGGUAUAUAUAGGGAAUUGUUAUUGUUUGAAGAAAAACAAUGAAAUGAAGUGUAUUUUUUCUUAAACAAUUUAUAAAGUAGAAAACUAUAUUUUAUUUAUAAGAAUUCAAUUACACACACACACACACACACACACACACACACACACACAGAGUAGGCGCCAUUGGUGCAAUCCCAAAACAACUGGAAUGCCACUUGAACACAAUUGAUAUUGACAAAUUCACCAUCAGUCAAUUGCAAAAAGCAGGUCUACUCAGAACAGCUUACAUUCUGUGAUGAUUUCUCUAAUAGCAUAACACAUCCACAUCUGCCUAUUCCAGAUCCUUGGGAAGGACAAUAGGUGGAUAAAAAUUCCAAAGCCAGCCUGAAUAUCUUGCUGAAUGUGGGAGGAACUAUACAUCCAUAAGAAAUUAACCUUUUGUAAAUUAUUUUGUUAAGACAUAGCCCUGAAAACUAGCAUGUGUUUUAAGUAGUAUUUAUGUGAAAAUAAAUAUUAACCAUCACAUGAUAAUUUUGAGGAAGACUUUAGUUGUUUUAUUUUAAACAUUUCCUGCCUCUAAGGAAUGGUUGCUUCCCCUGCUCAUAAAUGCUUAGAACAUAUACAAUGCUAAGAAUUAAAAUUAUCUGUGCAAACUGAAAAUACCGGUAAGUGAACAAAUAAUUUAAAAAAAGGAAAAAUACAUAAUGAAAAAACCUUUGAAAAUAUAUUCUAGCAUAAUCCUUAGCAAAUUUUGUAAUGCGAUGUAGGGAUUCCGUUUUCCUAUUCCUGGGAACAUAGUUUGGUUGUCUGAUUCCUCUACCAACAAGUAAACAACAUUUGUAUUAUUUGAAGCAGGUAACUAAUGAAAACAGUCAAUUUAAUACAAUAUUACAAAUACUAGGUAUAGUACAUACUAAAUAUCCAAGAUGUGACCAUAUAUAAUUAUUAUUUUUGUAUUGUGCUGUUUUUCCAUCUCCUACUAAAGUAUGUUUUACAUGGAUAAAAUGUUGCUGAGCUACAUCUUUCAGAGAAUCCCUUACUAUUAGCUUACGUUGGAAAUUGAGUCCAGCAAUGUUUGAAUUGCUGCAUUUUGUGCAGGCAGGUUGGGCUUACAAUAUAUGCAUUGGAUGAGACCUAUGAAACAAAUGACCCAUUUGUUUAAUUGGGUGCUCUUCAUCUAGUUUUAGGGCUUGAUUGGAAAACAAUCAUUUUUAGGUGAUAUUUAUGCAGAAAUAUUGAAAACUUGAAAGGAUAAAAAAACUUUUUAAGCACCACUGUUAAGAUCCAGAUCUAGAUUCAUUAGAUCUUAAUACAAUAUUAAAAAAUAGCCUAAUGAGAAGAGCUUAUGUUUAGCACCAUUGAUAAGGUAUUGAUACAAAAAGACAAAAGAUUUUGUUUGGAAUAAGAACCCUAAUCUCCAAUUAUUGCAGAACUAUUCCCCAGAGAUCCUAGCCAGCAUAUCACUAAGUGAGUAUUGCUGGGGUUUACAAUUCAGCAACUUCUGCGCUGCCAAAAGUUUCAAAGCACUAGAAAUUUAAGAAAUAAAGUUACUAUAUUAUAGAUUGAUAUGAAUUUAAAAUUAAUGGUUGAUUAGAGCAAUCCUUAUAUGUGACAUGUUAGGAGUCAGUUCAUAGAAUUCGUUAUGAUCUCCUUUCAUGGAUCCAUAUGAUGUUUGUAGACUUAAGGUAUGUUUGCAUGAAACUAAGAAGGAAAAUAUACUGUAAUUACCAUGCUGUAGUUUAAUAAACAAUGUGCUUGUGAGUACAGUAUGUGUUAAUAUUCUAUAUUUGGAUUUCCUAGCUAUAAAAAGCUUUAAGAGAAAAGUGACCUUCAGCGCCAGUUGGAUUACUAGGUAUAUCACUGCUGGCUUUUGCAAAACAGAAGUCAAGACACAGUUGAAACUUGCGUUUUUUAUUUCUGAAGAUGGCCAAAGAGCCUUUAUCUCUGUGUGUCCUGAACAAGAUAUUAAACAGAACUGAGAAUAAGCUACAAACUAUAAAGUCACAAUGUGUUGUAUUAGAUUCUGGCAUUCAGAAAUUAUCAGAGAAAUUUGACUUUUGGAAUAUGGUUCUAGAGCAAGAUGAGAUGCGGACAUCACUGCUAGAAGACAGGUUUAAUUCUAUGGAGAUAAACCUCUUCUAUAGCUAUAUCUGUGAAACUAUUCAGUGCCUACAUUCUCAAGUGAUAGAAAGUAUUCCUGAUCUCGCCAGAGUAUUGCCUACACUAUCAUCUGUUCUGAGGAGGAAAGAUAAGAACAAAAGAAUUAAGUCAGCAUGGGAAUCGGCACUGGAGAUAUUGGGACUCCAGGAAAAAGAUGUUAAAGUAUUCUGUACAUUUUUCAUUACCUACAGCCAGGAUGCAAACUACUUUCCUGAUAAACUAAGGCAAGAUUAUACUCAAGACAUCCAAUCUGUUGUAAACAAAGUGGUGAAUAAUCAAGUCCUUCAUCAUAGUCUGUUAUGUGCUAUUAAUGUAGUGGAAAAUAAGAAAGUUUGAAGAUAUAUCUAAACUGCAAAUAUAUUCUGAAACAAUACUUUUCCUCCAGAAAUCCUCGAAGGGAAAAUAUUUAAUUCAAAUCGAUUGAAAGAUGCAAAACUUACCAGUUUAUGUAUAAUUGGGAGAAGCAAUAUUGGCCUGCUUUACAAAGCUGUGCAACAGAUUACUUAAAUAAUAUUUGUGAAGUCUGAACACCAGAAAGCACAAUGUAAGUGCUAGACAUUUCCAUUUUGUAUAUAACAUCUUUUAAAAUCCUUCAAUUUCAGGAGAGGCGUGGACUGCAGUUAUCAUGUAUUUCAUUUUGUUGUUUCCCGUGUUAAAUAGGUCUACUCCUUGAAUAGCAGUGGAAUUUAUUUAUUUAUUUAUUUAUUGAUACCUAAAACCUAGUUUGUGUGGAUUUAGGCUAUUACUUAUAAUAUAAUAACAUGUAACAUUUUGCGGCACAAAUGUAUGAGUUUCUAUCAGAUGUAGCAUGCUGCCAAACGUUCAUUAUUGUCUAUACAACAGAAAUAUCACUAUCAAAUGUCUGUACUUGGUACAUAGGUGGCUGAAAAAUUAGGAGUGUGUCCCAAAGGUGAUGGAAAACUAUCCAACUGGAAAUAAAAAUCAGAAUUGCUCUCUGAUACUAGAGAGUCCAAAGAGAAAAUCUCAAAAAUCUCCCACUGAAUUGACAGUGGAUCCAUAUUUGAAUGACAAAAGAAAAACUUUUGUACAAAAAGAAGAGAUGAACGAUAUAAAAAAGCAGAUCUUUUUGGAUGAGCAGCUUUAUGAAUGAUAUAAACAGGAAGAAGAUAGGUAUCUGGCUUUGAAAAUUCAGAAGGAAAUGGACAGUGAACAGAAAACACUAAAUUGCAAAAAAGGUUCCCGAUUAUUAUUUUGCAUUCUACAACAUCUAAGGCAGUUAGAAAAUCCUCAGCUGUUUAUAGCCCAUACAUAGGUUUUUUUUUAUUGUUUUACAAUUUCUUGAAAAUUUGGUAAGAUAUCUCAGCAUUCAGAACAUUUAGAAAAGAUGAUAGCAACAAAAAUGCAGGCUGAAGUACUGAUGUUUACUGUUGCAAUCAAUUGUACCUUCCUUUUAGAAAUCUCCAUCCCAUUUGUUCAGCUUUAUAAAAAUGGUAAUUCUUCUUGUA
Ahaetulla prasina is the source of this 4594-nucleotide messenger RNA. It is a transcript of the gene SMCO1, whose product is annotated as single-pass membrane protein with coiled-coil domains 1. Bases 2892 to 3464 code for a protein of 190 amino acids. NCBI's taxonomy places the organism in Eukaryota, Metazoa, Chordata, Lepidosauria, Squamata, Colubridae. The transcript has 3 exons. The record is from RefSeq and is a predicted model, not a curated record.